Molecule: messenger RNA, 1622 nt
Organism: Salarias fasciatus (jewelled blenny)
Lineage: Eukaryota; Metazoa; Chordata; Actinopteri; Blenniiformes; Blenniidae
Gene: pgam5
Product: PGAM family member 5, serine/threonine protein phosphatase, mitochondrial
Exons: 6
Coding region: 224-1132 (302 amino acids)
Biological process (GO): positive regulation of mitochondrial fission; peptidyl-threonine dephosphorylation
Cellular component (GO): mitochondrion
Molecular function (GO): protein serine/threonine phosphatase activity
Source: RefSeq, a predicted model, not a curated record
AGGAAGCGGCUCAGAUUAGCUUUCUGUUUGAGCUGUCUGUAUUUUUAGUUUCCAGCCAAGAGCCGCCGCCCGGAGGACAGCCCUGCUGAUAAAGACGUCUUUCUAAAACCUCGCCGGUUCGGAAAUCAACAGCCAAACCGGGGAGGAAGUGACGCCUGUAUGAGGAGAGGCGCGCCAGCGGACAGCAGCUAAUUAAGCUAGCGCCAGUCUACCCCGCUCCAGGAUGUCGUACAGGAGAACUUUGAAGCUCCUCUUCGGUGUCGCUGGAGGCUCCGCCGCCCUGGUGUUGGCCGCCGCGGCCGCAGACUCUCACGGGUACCUCGGCGAGCAGCGCGGAGACGCAGCCGACCGGUGGUCGAGGCUCACGGUGCUCCGUGCGGCGCAGCCGGCGUGGAGCCCCGCCAGCCACACUCCGGUCCCGAGCGGCCACGCCUGGGACUUCAACUGGGACAAGAGAGACCCAUCUGCCCUGUCCAACGGCAAGAAGAAGGAGAGCGCCACUGAAGACCCCAGCUCCGAGCAGGACAACGGCAAGCCCAAGGCCACGCGCAACAUCCUCCUCAUCAGACACUCCCAGUACAACCUGAGUGGCAACAACGACAAGGAGAGGAUCCUCACUCCACUAGGUCGGGAGCAGGCUGAGCUGACAGGCCAGAGGUUGGCAGCACUGGGCUUGAAGUACGACGUUCUGAUCCACUCCAGCAUGGCGAGAGCGACCGAGACGGCGAACAUCAUCAGCAAGCACCUCCCAGGUCCAGGAGUGGAGCUGCUGAGCUGCGAUCUGCUGAGAGAGGGCGCCCCCAUCGAGCCGGUCCCUCCCGUCACCCACUGGAAGCCGGACGCUGUGCAGUACCACGAAGACGGCGCUCGCAUCGAGGCAGCCUUCCGCCGCUACAUCCACCGAGCCGACCCCAAGCAGAAGGAGGACAGCUACGAGAUCAUCGUGUGUCACGCCAACGUCAUCCGUUACUUUGUCUGCAGGGCUCUCCAGUUCCCCCCGGAGGGCUGGUUACGGAUGGGUCUGAACAACGGCAGCAUCACGUGGCUCACCAUCCGGCCCAGCGGCCGCGUGGCGCUGCGGACUCUGGGCGACGCGGGGUUCAUGCCGCCCGACAAGCUGACGCGGACCUGACGGCCCGGCGGCGUUCAGAGCUCAGUCUUCUCCUCAAGUGUCUUGAAAACAAAGUGUAAAACUUCUGUCGUGUUAUUUUGUAAUUGAACUACCAUCAUGUCGAGCAGCGCGGUGGUGGCGUUUUUACUUCCCGUGCCAUAGGAAGCCAGCAGAAGAGACCGGCGGCUGCAGAGCUCCUCCUCCUGAAUGUAACCCAACAUUUCUACAGAGUUUUUCAAACCAGCCGGUUGUUUGUAAAGCUGUCGUACAGGCUGACCGUGGUUUUGUGACUUUUCAGUGAGGACUUCCUGUUCAAUCGUGCAGUUGUAGUAAAUAAAGUGAUCAACGCUUCAGUUUGAGUCCUUUAGUUCAAGUAAGGAGGAAAAGAGACACGGCGGUAGUAAAGUAAGAGUGAUGUUUUAUUGAUUAGUUGAAAGCAAAUGAAGGUCUAGACAUAAAGAGAAUUCACCAUGAAAGUUAAUUUUUAAUAAAGCACAGAAUGCUGAAAGUA